AUGGGUACUCGGGCAACUUAUCAUGAUCCUAAUUGCGACUACAUCAACUUUUCCGGAAACCCAUCAAACGGAGAAUUUGGGGUGAUUCCUCUAUCUGAUAGACUUUUGGAAGAGUACAGUAUGACCAGACCCGCUGAUUAUAUCCAUGUCAAUAUACCAAUUACAUUUGAUUACAUAUCCCAAUUAUGUAUACCUACCGCUCAUGCCUCCAAGUCUCCCUUAUCCUCUUAUCAAUUUAUAUCAAAAUGCCAAGGAACAUCUAGGCCUAUCCUUCCGUUACACACCGACGAAGAAAAAACCUACUGUAUACAAAUAAUAGAAAAUAACCCGGCAUUUACACAAACCAACAACCCGGAUAUAAAAGCUAUAACAAGAAUGUGGAAUAAAGAUUGUCAUGAUAAUGAAAUGCUUAAAGUUUACUUCAAGACAUGCUCCCAUAUAAAGUCGUACCACAAUAUCCGUAAAGACUUUUUGAAAUUCAAGACAACAGAGACCAUCAAUUCCCAAACAAUCAUGAAAGUAGUAAAGGUUGCCGCAUCCGAAACAUUUAUUACUCCAAAAAUAAUUGGUAACAUGCAAGAACAGGUACCAACAACUGUCAAUACCAUUGCUUCUAUAUCCAACCUAAUCAAUUAUUCCGGCAAUCAUGUACACAACAUAUACCACAGAAAUAUACCUCCUCAAAAUCAGCCAAACCGGCCAAUUUCACCUGUUCCUAUAUUGAGUAAGCGUCGAAAACUUGACACAAUAGUAACAAAGCGUGUAAGUCGGUGUGGAUGUUGCAGCCGUACUGAAUGCAAAGGGAAAGGCGGUAUAAAACACUCUCCAAGAAAGCAGCACUUGGAUAGGAAGUCAGCCUUACAAAAAUUGCAAGAAGAUAAUGGAAGCUCACCACAAGAAAUUGUAGACUUAAAAACAUUGAUCUCAUCCACUCAAGAAAAUCUAUUGAAAGAUAAUAUACUUCUCCAAACAGAUCUUAUUUCAUAG
Messenger RNA from Mucor mucedo, 987 nucleotides. RefSeq lists its product as uncharacterized. The transcript has 2 exons. The coding region runs from base 1 to 987 and encodes 328 amino acids. NCBI's taxonomy places the organism in Eukaryota, Fungi, Mucoromycota, Mucoromycetes, Mucorales, Mucoraceae. The record is from RefSeq and is a predicted model, not a curated record.